This is a messenger RNA of Kwoniella mangroviensis CBS 8507, 1956 nucleotides long. RefSeq lists its product as uncharacterized. Lineage: Eukaryota; Fungi; Basidiomycota; Tremellomycetes; Tremellales; Cryptococcaceae. Bases 1 to 1956 code for a protein of 651 amino acids. Gene Ontology annotation, molecular function: GTPase activity; ATP hydrolysis activity; signal recognition particle binding. Gene Ontology annotation, cellular component: signal recognition particle receptor complex; endoplasmic reticulum membrane. The transcript has 10 exons. The record is from RefSeq and is a predicted model, not a curated record. Gene Ontology annotation, biological process: intracellular protein transport; SRP-dependent cotranslational protein targeting to membrane.
AUGUUGGACCACGUCUCAAUCUCCCAUCAGAACGGCCUCAUCCUUUGGUCUCGUUCAUUCACUCCAACCUUCGAAGCUCUAGCAAAGACAGCAGCAUCCCCAGUCAAUGCAUUGAUCAAGGAGGCAUUCAUCGACAGGAAGGCCAGGAAUGAGGACGAAGCGUUUGAGAAAGAUGGAUAUAGUGUCAGGUGGACAAUGGAGAAUGGCCUGGGAUUGGUCUUUGUGGUCGUCUUCCCCGCCCUUCUACCUCUAACAUAUAUACCGGAACUCCUUCAACGAACCAAACAACUUUUCAUUGCGCUGUUCCAACCUUAUCUUCAGUCCCUUAUCGACUCGCUCACAGCGGGAACUCUUGCGUUGUCGUCUGCAUCUACGACUGCACUGAGAGUGCUGGAACAGAAGAUCGACGAGGAACGAUGGGCUGCUAUAUUCGAUAGAUGUUUGAAGAGUCUGGAAGGUUCUCGAAAACCGACUCGAACUCCUGUCAACCUUCAUAGACAGGCUCAGCUGAAUGCCGCUUCGGAUGCAUCAACUCCAGCAUUGUCUGACAACGAAAAUACCCCAGUCACAGCCGAAGAAAUCGCCAAGAAUGUGCAAGCUCUGAAAAGUAAGAUGAAGGGCGGUAGAGCUAAAGGAAGCAGGGGUGGUAGAGGUGAAGGCCCCUCGCCAUCACCUUCGCCAUCCCGUAAAACUCCCAAUAACAAUAACGCUACGGCCAAAUUGAUGCGGAAAUGGGGAGAUUCAAAAGUCAGUGCAGAUGAUAUGGCUGCUUUGGAUUUCUCCGCUCCGGCCGAUACCAAUGCCCAGGUCGAUACCGAAGGCUUGGUGUCUAAUGAUGCCUUGGGCACGAGGAACUCUUCAGGUGCUUAUGAGGUUGCGGAUUGGGAUCAUAAACGGGGCAACGAAAGUGGCUUACCAAGCGAGGAGGAUAUCUUGUCCAGACGGACAGGUCAACUUGCUAUUACGCCCAAGACCGAUACCGAGGAGGACAGUACAGAGAGUAUUACAUGGAGUAAUAUGUUUUCAAGAUUGACUGGAAAGAAGACAUUGACUCAGGAGGAUUUGAAACCUGUUUUGGUUGAAAUGGAGAGACAUCUGAUGAGUAAGAAUGUAGCAAAGGAUAUAUCUGAGAAGAUGUGUGAGAGUGUUGGUGCGGCAUUGGUUGGAAAGAAGCUUGGGGGGUUGAAUAGUGUCAAAUCCGAAGUGCAGAAUGCUCUUUCAGUAUCAUUAACACGAGUUCUCACACCUAAAACAUCUACCGAUAUUUUGUUGGAGAUCCAGCGAAAGCGUCAAGCUUCAUCACUCGCUUCUCCCGACGCGCCACCAGAUCCUUACGCUCUCACAUUCGUCGGUGUGAACGGUGUUGGUAAAUCAACCAAUCUUUCCAAAGUUUGUUUCUGGUUAUUGCAAAACGGCCUUAGAGUUUUGAUCGCCGCGUGUGAUACAUUCAGAAGUGGUGCUGUAGAACAACUACGUGUCCAUGUUAGGAAUCUGGGUGCUUUAGGUCAAGAAAUGGGUAUAGAUGAAGGAGGAUCGAAGAAGAUUGAGUUGUUCGAAAGAGGUUAUGGGAAAGAUGCGGCUGGUAUUGCAAAGGAUGCUUUAUCGUAUGCCAAAGAAAACCGAUUUGACGUCGUUCUCAUCGACACUGCCGGUCGAAUGCAGGAUAAUGAACCGUUGAUGAGAGCCCUUGCGAAACUUGUUGCGGUGAAUAACCCUGACAAGAUCAUCUUUGUAGGAGAAGCAUUGGUCGGGAAUGAGGCGGUCGACCAGUUAAAAGAAGAGGGGAUCGAUGGGAUCAUCCUGACUAAGUUUGAUACUAUAGAUGAUAAAGUCGGAGCGGCCCUAUCAAUGACAUAUGUCACUGGUCAACCCAUCCUUUUCGUUGGCUGUGGACAGACGUACACGGAUUUGAGACAAUUAAAAGUAAAUCAUAUCGUACAAGCAUUGUUGUCAUAA